AUGCCUCUCUCUCAAGUGAAUCUUACUGCGUCACACCUCCCCACUUCUUGUUCCUUCUACCUGUCUGCUUUAAGCCCCUUGAACUAUCGGUGUCUUGGACAGAGAGGAAGCGACAUCGGAUUUGGCAUCGACAACGUUGAAUUCUUCAUUCACCAGCAAGCUUCAGACCAAAGCGUUCAUCCUUCCCAGGUUGCUUUCUCAGCUUCGGAUCAGCAGUCAGUCGAUUUCUUUUAUCUGGAAGCUUUGAAAGCAGGUGGCCAACAUUACGCCGCUCCUGCACUUCGACAAGACGAAAGCCCUUACUACAGCGCUGCUGUUCUUGAUUUGGACCGCAACCAGAUCGAAGUCAUGUAUCGCCAAGACGUUGUUCGCGGAUCAAGCAGUGUAUUGCGACCAUCCGAAGCGCAGCGCAUUAGUCAGUGGCAAGAUGAUGUUGCAAGUACUGCCAAUGAUAGAGCCUUUCGAUAUGAGAAAGCUGAGCCACCUCGAAUCAUCGUAAACAACAUAUCCGCAUCUCCAGCAGUUGAAGUGCACCGCAUCAAGGCAGAAUCGAGGGACAAUGGCGAGAUAAGUACUAGAGCAGUCCUCGGAACAAUCUUAGGCGCGAGUGCCGGCGCAGCUGUAGCAUACGCUAUGGCUAGGAGCGAAGGUGAGAGGCCUCUCCGUAUCAAUGCGCCACGAGUCCGUGCUGUCGAGGCACCACCUCAGCGAACCACACAAGUCAUUUACGACUCAUCCAAGUCCACAUCCUCAAGGCCUCACGCCAUCGAACUCAUUGAUCGUGAGGUAGACGAUGUCAGACAGAAGCAUGUCGAUUCAGGUUCCCGCAUUAAAACGAUUGCUUCCGCAGACCGAUCGAACCAUUUGAAUCAUAACGGGAAUAUUUCUGGGAGCCAUACCGGCAGAACCAUCGCCCAAACGAACGGGACGAAGAUCAUCUCUGGCGAGCCUGACAAACGUUCCUCACCUUCUCGGGAGUCCAAGGCCAAGUCCGCCAGAAACACUGUCAAAAGUGCCGGCUCUCGUCAAUCAAAUUCUAUGCACAAGCAAGGGACAAGCACAAGGUCUGCAAAAGACGUACCACUACCACCGAGUAGAGUCUCCACGAACCUUACGCCUGCGAUUCAGCCAGAAGGAAUCAUCAACGACCUCGCCACUGUCGUUCCGGACGAUAGCAUCAGUCAGACUAGGGCGAAAAUGGAGCCUGCUGUACACCGUUUGCUCAAUGACAAGCUCUACGACAAACGAAAGCAAGGCGCCCUCGAUCUUGAGAGAGCUGUAAGGGACGCCAGCGCAAAUCACGAUCAUGAAAGAAUAGCCAAGAUUGUCGAUCAGCUAUGUCGCGACUUUGCUUAUGCGGUGCAUCAACCUCAUGCGAGAAAUGGUGGACUCAUUGGGCUGGCCGCGGCAUCAAUUGCCCUAGGAUCCGAUGAUGUUGCCCGCUACCUGAAGGCCAUAGUCCCUCCUGUCCUUGCCUGCUUCACCGAUCAAGAUGCAAGAGUGCGAUAUUAUGCCUGUGAGAGCAUGUACAAUAUCUCCAAGGUUGCCAAAGGAGAGAUUUUGAUGUUCUUCAACGAUGUCUUUGAUGCUCUUUGCAAGCUCGCCGCCGACUCGGAGCUCUCAGUCAAGAACGGUGCCGAGUUACUGGAUCGCCUUGUAAAAGAUAUUGUUGCUGAGUCUGCUUCCACUUACGUUUCCGUUCUACAAACACAGGAGCACUCGGACUCAGGCUCGGAGAAGGCAUCAGAGACUUCCUCAAUUGACUAUCCUACCGCAUUCUCCCUUGCCAAAUUCAUUCCCUUGCUACAGGAACGUAUCUAUGUUAUCAAUCCGUUCACGCGAACUUUUCUUGUCUCCUGGGUCACGUUACUAGACACAAUCCCUGAUCUUGAAUUGAUUUAUUAUCUUCCUGCUUUCCUUGGCGGCCUGUUCAAAUUUCUAAGCGAUCCUAAUAGGGAUGUUCACGUUGCGACCCAAGGUGCCCUAGAAAGGUUCUUGAACGAGAUCAAGAAAAUUGCUCGAAUUAGAAAAGGUCUUGCAGAGAGUCGUCAAGGGCACACCAUUGACCAUGGGAAGAAGUCUGCGUCCAGCGAGAGCGGUAGUGUACAGAGUGAAGGAAGUCUAGCCAACAACGACUCUGCCAUUGCCGAUGAGGACUCACCUGCUCCAAUGGACAUCCGAAAUGGCCGUGUUGACGGUGAUUGGGUCCCGGGGCAAGAUGUGCAAGUAGAAUUCUCCAAGAUACUGGAGAUUUUGGUUGCUUUCUUGGAUGAAACUUCGGAGGAGCAGAUUCAGCUUACAGCUUUGAGAUGGAUUGAGAGCUUUUUCGAAAUAUGUCCGGAAGAGAUCCUCGCUUUUGUUCCUCGUUUACUAUCUCAUGUGUUGCCCGCGAUGGCCAGCGGGGCAGAUCAUGUUCGGCAAGCCGCCAACCGUGUGAACAACUCGCUGAUGGAUCGCAUCGCAUCCUUACCUGCUGAGAGUGCGCCAGAGGACGCAAGACCGCCGCCACCUUCCCGAAUAUCCACGAAUACGCUCAAGGAGCCGACGACGGCGACCCUUAAUGUCAAAGAUAUGGACAGCAAAGGUCGUAUCACAUCUACACCUUCUCCUAAAGUAGCCCCCAUCAAUGAUACUGAUGCGGAAGCUAAAAAAGACGACUCUCCUCCGGCUCCUACAACACCAAGGGCAGUUUCACCACUACCACCAGUUCACGUCACAGACCUUGAUUAUACAGCGGCCGUCAAUGCCUUGACUUUGCAUUUUCUCAAUGAGCACGAAGCAACACGAGUUGCCGCUUUGGCAUGGUUGAUAAUGCUACACCGCCGCGCUCCUCGCAAAGUUCUAGCUACAAAUGACGGCACCUUCCCUGCACUGCUCAAGACUCUAUCCGAUCCCGCUGAAGCUGUUGUAACCAGAGAUCUGCAACUACUCUCUCAAAUAUCUAGGAAUAGCGAAGAUAGCUAUUUCACGUCUUUCAUGGUCAACCUUCUUCAGCUAUUUGCAAGUGAUCGCAGGCUUCUAGAGACUAGAGGCAAUUUGGUUAUUCGCCAACUUUGUGUAAGCUUGAGCCCGGAACGAAUAUAUAGAACUUUAGCAGAUUGUUUAGAGAAGGACGAGGAUGUCGAGUUCGCGAGCAUCAUGGUGCAAAAUCUCAACAACAACCUCAUCACUGCCCCUGAACUCGCCGAGCUACGCAAACGGCUACGAAAUCUGGAGACCAGGGAAGGCCAAGCAUUCUUCGUCGCCCUGUUUCGAUCAUGGUGUCACAACGCCGUCGCCACGUUUUCGUUAUGUCUACUCGCCCAAGCCUAUGAACAGGCUUAUAACUUACUCCAAAUUAUCGCAGAGCUAGAGAUGACGGUCAACAUGCUCAUCCAAAUUGAUAAGCUAGUGCAGCUCCUCGAAUCGCCAGUCUUUACAUACCUACGUCUCCAGCUCCUCGAGCCCGAGCGCUACCCCUUUCUCUACAAAUGCUUAUAUGGCGUCCUGAUGCUACUUCCCCAAUCCUCCGCCUUCGCUGCGCUCAAAAACCGUCUGAACAGCGUCAGCGCAAUAGGCUAUUUGCACGUCCCUCCUCGCCCGUACGUAUCCUCUCACGUGCGGCAAAAGAGCACUGAGACUAAGUUCGGUGUCAGUGCGCCUCAGACACCGUCUACCACCACCUUUGAUCGGCCCAACCGGCUGAAGUCUAGAGAUGAGGGCACUAUCAAGUGGGUCGAGCUACUGGACAAGUUUCGAAGUGUUCAGGAGAAAGCGAGAAGGGCGAGCAGACUGCCAGGUCAGAUAGAGGGCGGGGAGGGGUCUGACGGGGGACUGGGAGCAAUUGGAAAGGAGAAGGAGCUGCCUGAUGUGCCUAAAGACCCGUCCAGGCCAACCAGUGCACUGAGCGGUGGGCAGAAGCAGACACCUAUGCAACCGCCACCGCAACCAGUGCAUAAGCCGAAGUCCAGCUUGAGCCGUCUCGGGAGGUUUGCUGGUGGGGUCGCUGAUAGGAACAGGAACAAGAAAUAG
This is a messenger RNA of Bacidia gigantensis, 4011 nucleotides long. RefSeq lists its product as uncharacterized. The record is from RefSeq and is a predicted model, not a curated record. Lineage: Eukaryota; Fungi; Ascomycota; Lecanoromycetes; Lecanorales; Ramalinaceae. The transcript has 7 exons. Gene Ontology annotation, cellular component: PAS complex; fungal-type vacuole membrane; endosome membrane. The coding region runs from base 1 to 4011 and encodes 1336 amino acids. Gene Ontology annotation, biological process: positive regulation of kinase activity; phosphatidylinositol biosynthetic process.